AGUUAAAUGAAACAAUUUUGUUCGUGAAUAACUGGAAUACAAAAUAAUAAUAUUGGACAAAAAUAAUAAUAUAAAAAGUAAUAUUUAUAACGGAAAACGAGUUUUUAUUGGAACCAAACAAAUGAAACAACUUUGUAAAUAUCAUGUAAUAUGCCUAGGAAAUGUGCCCUGCUUGCUCUCGUUAUUCUGUCAUUUGUAACGAAUCGGCACGCGUAAAGAAAAAGAAGAAUAUUGAAGCUUAUCGUUGGAUCGUCCUGUGGGAAAUGCAACGGUGCCGACAAAUAUAUAUAUAUAUAUAUAUUAUAUUUAAUAUAUAUAUAUAUUUACUGCUAAUUGGGUAUAAUCACAUACAGAUUUACUCAAAUUAUGGCAGUGGCCUUAAAAAAAUACAUGUAGUUUCAGCCUUCUCUCCUUCCUAUUUUUUGCGAUGCGAGUAAAGUAAUACAAAAAUAAAAAAUAGAGAACUUCGACAAAAUUACAAAAAAAAAUUACAAACCGUAUUACGUUUAGAAUUCCAUGAGAUACGUAGAUGCAACUAUUCCGUAAAAGUUGACUGUGAUAGUAUUGCAUCAAUAUGUAGUGUUUUUCAAUUCAAGAAGGAAUUUAUAGAAAAGCUCCUGAGAAUAUGCACAUGAAAGAAAAGAUGAAUGAAUGAAAAAUGAAUGAAAAAGGAGUUUUCUUAAAAAAAUAGGAAGUUCAAAAUAAUUCCGUGCAAGCUUUAUACAUAUUAAAAGAUGUAUCAAGUUUGAAUCAUUUUUUGAAAAUAUCAUUUUUCUUUUUAAUAUAGUAACAUUAUCGAUGAGGUUUUCAUCAUGAUAAUUCUAAACGUACAUACAUCAUGAAAAUUAUAUUUGGCUGAUGCAUAUAUUAUGAUGUAUUUAUAGUAAAGAUAUAAUAAAAUAAAAUUAUCUGUGCUACGUAUACAUGUGUACAUAUGUAUUGUGCAGAUGUAUAUGUACUAUUAUAUUUCAGAAUUCGCGCGAAAAUAUACAACGUUGAAAAUAUAAAUAUUAUUUGAAGAAAAAAUUGUAUAUAUGCGCGCGCGCGCGCGCGCGCGUAUAUAUAUAUAUAUAUAUAUGUAUGUAUGCGUGUGUGUAUAUGAUAUAAUUUUAAUAACAGCGUAUCUAUGUCGCUCUCAGUUUCACUUUUUUUGUACUAUCUUUACCGAUAUAUAUUUUUAUUUCGACUCAGGGCGCUGAAGCAGUUACAAUAUAUUCUUUAUUAAAGUAUUAAAUAUUAAAUAACAAUAUAUAUAGUGAACAAGAAAGAAUGAAAAAUGUGCAUGAAUGAAAAGUAAAAUAGAAUAUUAGGUGAUGUCACUAAUGUUCUUUAUCUAUACCGUUCCGAACUGUCUUAAUUAGAUAAAACAAACUAUAUAUGCAAGUUAAGAUUAUGAUACUCAUGCGAUAAAUUAUGAUGAAUGUAACACGCGAAUUUACGCGGAUUCAGUAUGGUACUAUUAAUAUAGUCAAUAAUUCCUGUUCUAAGGUCUAAUUUGGGAUUUAUUUUAUCCCCUUGGCACGUGCAGCUAUCUCCAUAAAUAAUAUUUCCAAUAUAUUACCAAUAUAUAUUCUAGAGAUAAAUAUUCUUAUUUGGUAUUGCAAUUCCCAAAGGCUGCAUGGUAAUCUAAGCAAAAAGAAAAAAAAGCUGUAAAAUAUAUCGAAAUUGAAAUUUUUUAAUAUUAUUUCUUGUGACAUAUUAUAUUCUUAUAAAUUCUUUUCAUAACUGAUUCGAACGGUGUUCGUGAUUAGAGAAAACAUGAUUAAAGAAGAAUUUAAAGAAACUGGAAAUGAAGCAAAAAUGUUUUAUAGUCUCUUUGAUAUUGAUUUAAAUCACUUUUGCAAUUAAUAAUGAUUUAUUGAUUUUCGCUUUAUUUGCAAAAUUUUAAAUAAUCUAAAACAUUCUGGUAAGAUUUUUCAAAUUUUUAUAAACUUCAAUGAAACAUUCCCAUUAAAUGUUAAAUUUCAAAUAAUAGUUAAAAUUUUAUUUGCAAGUAAGUAAAAUGUAGCUGUUUCCAGCGCAGCAGAAACUUUUUGAUCAAAAUUGGAAUAUUGGUUAUAAUUGCAAAAGAAAAGAAAGAAAAUGUGAAUUGUUGAAAAUAUGAAAAAGUUAGUUUAAAAUAUUGGAUUUUAAAAGAUUAGGAAUGCAUAAAUAUUUUACAAAUUUUGGACUGCACAAGAUUAAAAAUAUGCAAAAUAUUAAAAUAUCAAUAUAACAAAUGACAGAUUUAUUAUAUUGAUUUGAAGAUUUCAAGCAAAUCUCUUUUAAACGAUGAGUAAAGAUUUCCAAUUCUCCAAAUAUUAUUGUUUUAGGAAUUUAUGCAUUCCUGAUAUGAAAUUCAUGUCUGUGACUUAUUUAAUUUAGAUGUUUUCAUAUAAUAUGGUUCUAGGAGUUGGCAGAAGUAAUGGCCAUAGAAGAUUAGAUCAUACAAUACAUGUUCAAUUAAUGAUUAUGGAUCAUGUGAGAAAAACUGAUCACCAUUAAGUUUAAGAAAGCAAUUUUUGCGUUUUAUAUAAUAUUAAAAAAUUUUCUUUAAAAAUAUAUUAGAAAUAAUGUUAUUAUUUUUGGGAAGUAAAAAAAAGAUUUGAAAUAAUAAGAUUUUAUUUUUAGAAAAAACAAAUUCAAACAACACAAUAAAAAAAUUUUUUCAUGAUUAUUUUCUUAAUUCAGAAAAGAAGAGGAAAAAGAAAUAUUUGUAAAAAAGAAAUAUAUAAACUAUAAAAAAUUUAAUGUAUAUUAUAAUAUAAUUAUAAUUAAUAAAGAUAUUUUUGAACAAUAGUAAAAACAAAAGAUUUACUAAAGUUAAACUUAUUGAGAUUUCAUUUCAUACAAAAAAAAAAUAGAAAACAUGAUAAUAUAGAAACUCAUUAUUUCGAAUUUGUUCAAAGUCAUUCAAAAAUUGUAUUAUAUCAUCAAUCGAGGAAAAAAAUACAAAUUUUUAUUUUUUUACUUUUUUUCUUUUUUAGAUUUGAAAACAACGAAAAGAGUGCAAGUUGAUCUUUUCAUACAUAAGUCUCUUGAAAUCCAUUAAAUGACAAGAAAAUUUAGAACAAUAUUUACUAUUUUUAUUCUAAAAUACAAAUAAAUCUUCGUGGAAACUUAUUGGUGAUCAAGUUUAACAGGACAAUAUUACAUAUACAUAUAUAACACAUAUUUUAUCGAAAAUUAUAGAGCAGUAGUAAUCUAUCUAAAUCUUCUGUGUCUAAGUUAGCAAAAAAUGAUGCAAUUUUUAGAGAGAGAGAGAGAGAGAGAGAGAGAGAGAGAGAGAGAGAGAGAGAGAGAGAGAGAGAGAGAGAGAGAGAGAGAGAGAGAGAGAGAGAGAGAGAGAGAGAGAGAGAGAGAGAGAGAGAGAGAGAGAGAGAGAGAGAGAGAGAGAGAGAGAGAGAGAGAGAGAGAGAGAGAGAGAGAGAGAGAGAGAGAGAGAGAGAGAGAGAGAGAGAGAGAGAGAGAGAGAGAGAGAGAGAGAGAGAGAGAGAGAGAGAGAGAGAGAGCGCAUUGUAUGAAUAUUUCUGAUUGAUCAGCCAUUAACACGUUCAGUGUUAUGGAAGAAUUCUAUCUGCUAACUUCUUCUUUUUUACAAUAUAUUAACUUUAUAAAGUAUAUUGUAUACAUUAUUAAUGAUUACUGAUUGACUGAAAAGGGUCCACUAGUGUUCUGAUUUACAAUUGAUAGAGUGGAUACAGCUCAAAAUGAUACUCAAAUGCUAUGUAAAUUAUAUAUUCAUUAAAAAUAUAGCACUAUUUUCUUUUAUACUAAUAACUUAUUAUCAUUAUCAUCAUCAUUAUCAUCGUCAUUGUCAUCGUCGUCAUUAUCAUCAUCGUUAUUAUCAUUAUUAUUAUUAAUUUAGUUAUUUUGAGCAAUGUAAUAGAGAGUAAAAGUUGCAUAUUUUAUUUUCAGCAUUUAUCUGUUAGAUGAAAUAGUAAACGAUAAAAUUUUAAGAAAACAAUAAGUUCAACUUAUUAUUUAAUAAUUCUAUAUCCUAUUUAUAAUUUUCAAGUGUACAGUUUAUUCCUAAACAGGAGUAAAAAUCUAUUCAGAAUUAUUGUAAAUAUAUUUAGCUAUUUAGUUAGAUGAAAUGUACAUAUCAUUAAUUUCUUCUAUAGAAGAGUCCAUUCUAUUCGAUUGUGAAUUAAUAUUUAAUUAAUAAUUAUAAAAUAUAAAUUGUUUAUUAUAGACAAUAGUAAAAAUUUAAUUAGUAGAGGACACUGAACGUGUUAAAAAUGUUAUUCUGCAGAAACAUAUGUUAAAUCGCUAGCUUUUAGCGUAAAUAUUUUGUUUGAAGAGAAACUAAUGAGAGAGAGAGAGAGAGAGAGAGAGAGAGAGAGAGAGAGAGAGAGAGAGAGAGAGAGAGAGAGAGAGAGAGAGAGAGAGAGAGAGAGAGAGAGAGAGAGAGAGAGAGAGAGAGAGAGAGAGAGAGAGAGAGAGAGAGAGAGAGAGAGAGAGCGAGAGAGAGAGAGAGAGAGAGAGAGAGAGAGAGAGAGAGAAUUAACGAGUUCGACCGAAUCAGUAUAUUGGUAACAAACUAGAGAAUCUAUAGAAACACGGAAAAAAAUCGCUAUUUUUUCUUAUUAUCUUGAUGAGAUAUUCUAAUAUGCCAUAUUAUAUAUCUUGUUUUUUUUGUUUUAUCUUCUGUUAAAAAGUCUCUUUUUAAUAUAGUCACAAUUCACCUGCGUUAAUUCAAAGAGAAAAUAUAUAUCGAGUAAAAUAUGUGUUGAGAUAUUAUUAUUUAUAGUUAAUUUGUAUUAAUUGUCAUUAAUAUCAUUAUGCGCUAUAAAUAUAUGUUGUAAACGAUUAUUAUGUAACGCAUGAAUGACGUUUAAUAGAGUAUUUAUUGAAAUUAUCAUUCGUGUCUAUUUUUCAACCAUAAGAAAUAUUUAUUUAUUUUAUUUUUAAAUAUUUAAGUUUAAUUAAUUUUUCUAAUUAUAUAAUAGUUUUAAGAUUACUUUAUCAUUUAAUAAUAAUAGAAAGAAAAAUAUCAAAUUAUUUUUAAUCAAUGAAAAAAUUAAUAAAAAAUAUUCUUAAUUCGUAAAGAUUCAUACAUGAAAAAUGUAGUGGGAGACUUACGUUGUAAAACACACACAAUUGCAACAAUUGCAUUAAAGCUGAGUAAGAUAACUUCAAUCAACAUUCUAACGAACGAUGUACGAUGAUUGUAUCGUGUGCCAUUCCCAAGAACGGUUCGACUUUUACGUUUCUUGCUUUAUAACAUUUGUAAAAGAUGACCUCCGUUCAGGAAAAUAUUAGGGAUUCUAAGAACAUUAUACAACUCAUCAUCAAUGAACAAAGUUAUAUUGUAAAAGAAGAUAUUCCACCUGAUACUAGUCUAAAUAUCUUUAUUCGAGAUUAUGCUAAAUUACGAGGAACUAAAGCUAUGUGCCUUGAAGGAGGUUGUGGUGCAUGUAUUGUAUCAGUAAAAGUUAAGAAUGAGGAUAUAUCUGUGAAUUCUUGUUUAGUACCAAUUCUUAUUUGCAAUGGAUGGGUCAUAAAAACAAUUGAGGGUUUGGGUAAUAAGAAAAAUGGCUAUCAUACUUUACAAACAGGAUUAGCAGGAAAAAAUGGUUCUCAAUGUGGUUUUUGUUCACCUGGAAUGGUAAUGAAUAUGUACAGUCUCUUAAAAAAAAAAAAUUUAACAAUGAAGCAAAUAGAAAAUUCUUUUGGAAGUAAUAUAUGUCGUUGUACUGGUUAUCGACCAAUUUUAGAUACAUUUAAAGCAUUCGCCAAUGAUGCUGAGGAAAAUCUUGUUAAAGAUAUUCAAGAUAUUGAAGAAUUAUUUAAUAUAAAAACUUGUAAAAAAAUUAGUGCGUUGUAUGAAAAUAGUUGUAAUUGUUGUUGUACAGUCAUUCAGAAAACAGAACACAAAAUUGAUAUGAAAUUGGAUAAUAGUGAGUUUCAUAAAAUUUUAUCAAUUGAUGAUUUGUUUGCAUUAUUUCAAAAGAAUUCAAAUGCGAGCUACAUUUUACAUGGUGGCAAUACUGCACAUGGUGUAUAUCGAUCGGAAAUACCAGAUAUAAUCAUUGAUAUAAAUGAUAUAUCUGAUUUGCGUAAUAUAAGAAAAGAUAAUGAUACUUUAACUAUUGGAGGCAAUGUUACCCUUACUGUAGCGAUAGAAACUUUUGAAAAAUAUUCAAAAGAACCAGGAUUUAAAUAUUUACAACAUUUGGCUAAACAUAUUGAUUUAAUUGCUAGUGUUCCUGUAAGGAAUAUUGGAUCUCUAGCAGGAAAUUUAAUGAUUAAAUACGAGCAUCGAGAAUUUCCAUCAGAUUUAUUUUUAAUUUUGGAAACUGCGGGGGCACAAUUACAUAUAGUGGAAGCUGGUGGUAAGAAAACUGCCAUGACAUUACUUGAAUUUCUAAACUGUAAUAUGAAACACAAAAUUAUAUACAGUAUAAUAUUACCAGCUCUUGGCGAGGAAUACGAAUACAGAUCUUAUAAAAUAAUGCCGCGAUCACAAAAUGCUCAUGCUGCUGUAAACGCAGCAUUCUUGUUUAAAUUGGAUGGAAGUGGAAAAGUACUGGAGAAGCCAAACAUUAUCAUAGGUGGAAUAAACAAAAAUUUCUUGCAUGCUUCAAAAACUGAAAAUUUUUUAUUCGGGAAAUUCAUCUUUGAAAAGAACAUAGUUAAACAAGCUUUGGAUAUAUUAGAUGCGGAGAUACAACCUGACUAUGUUUUGCCUGAUUAUUCUCCAAAAUUUAGAAAAAUACUUGCAGAAGGUCUUUUCUAUAAAUUUAUUUUAAGUAUUAAACCAGAAAAUGUGAAUCCAAUAUUACGCAGUGGUGGAUCUAUUUUAGAGCGUGGAUUGUCUUCUGGAAAACAAAAUUACGAUACAAAUAAGAAUCUAUGGCCUUUGAAUCAGCCUUUGCCAAAAAUGGAAGCUAUAUAUCAAACAUCGGGUGAAGCACAUUAUACAAAUGAUUUUCCACCAUUUCCAAAUGAAGUUUUUUGUGCUUUUGUUCUUACCACAGUAGCUAAUGGAAAAAUAAAGAACAUUGAUGCUUCUGAAGCAUUGAAAAUGAAAGGAGUAAUAGCAUUCUAUACAGCUAAAGAUAUUCCUGGAAAAAAUGUAUUCAUACCAGCAAAUUCUCAAUUACUAUUCUUGAACUUUGAUGAAGUACUUUUUGUAGAUACAAAUAUUGAGUAUGCUGGACAGCCAAUCGGAGUAAUUGUUGCUACAACUUUUACAAUUGCUAAUCAAGCAGCUCAAAUAGUAAAUGUUUCCUAUAUUGAUUUCAUACCAGAGAAAAUAUUAUUGACGAUUGAAGAUGUACUUGCAUUAAAUGAUAAUACUAGAAUAUAUGAAUCAACUAAUUCCAUUGCACAAACUAAAGGAAAUGACGUGAAACAUAUAAUAAAAGGAACAUUUAGAAAUGGAAGUCAAUAUCAUUUUACUAUGGAAACUCAAACAUGUGUUUGUGUGCCAAUAGAGGAUGGAAUAGACGUUUUUGCUGCAACUCAAUGGAUGGAUCUCACCCAAGUAGCUAUAGCUCAAUGUCUUAAUAUAAAAAAUAAUAGUAUUAAUAUUAAUGUGAGGAGAUUAGGAGGUGCUUAUGGUGCAAAAAUAUCUCGUGCUACACAAAUUGCUUGUGCUUGUGCUUUAGUAUGCUAUAAAUUAAAUCGACCAGCUAGAUUCAUUAUGUCGAUAGAAAGCAAUAUGCUCGCUAUAGGAAAACGAUAUGAUACUCGUCAGGAAUAUGAAAUUGGCAUAAAUAAUGACGGUCAAAUUCAAUAUUUGAAUUCAAAACACUGGGGCAACAGUGGUUCCAAUUUUAACGAAUUUCAUGCUCCUAUAGUUGUAGAACAAAUGAAAAAUUGUUAUGAUUACUCAACUUGGACUUAUCAAGGCUUUGAAGUUAAAACUGACUUGCCUUCUAAUACUUUUUGUCGAGCUCCAGGUUCAACAGAAGGUAUAGCUAUAAUAGAAAACAUAAUGGAACACAUAGCAAAAACUGUUGAAAAAGAUCCAUUAGAAGUUAGAUAUGCAAACAUGAUUGAGGAUCACAAAAAAAUAUUACAACCUAUGAUAGAAGAACUAUGUCAGAAUGCAGAUUAUGAUAUUAGAAAAAGAGCUGUAGAUAUUUUUAAUGCUGAAAAUCGAUGGAAGAAAAAAGGAAUAAGUUUGAUACCUAUGAUGUUUCCUUUGACUAUUUUUGGUCAGUUUCAUGCACUUGUUUCGAUUUAUGCACGAGAUGGCACAGUUUCUGUUACCCAUGGAGGAAUUGAGUCUGGUCAGGGAAUUAAUACUAAGGUAGCUCAAGUAGCAGCACAUACUUUAGGUAUUGACUUAUCAUUAAUCACUGUAAAAGCAAGUAAUAAUUUAACAUCUCCAAAUAAUUUUGUUACUGGUGGUAGUGUUACCAGCGAGACUUGUGCAUAUGCAACUAUGAUGGCUUGCAAAGAACUAAUUCAAAGAUUAGAGCCUAUUAAAAAGGAGUUGAAAAACUUUUCGUGGCAAAAAUUAGUAUUAACAGCACACUUAAAAGAUGUUGAUUUAUGUGCGCGAUACAUGUUUACUGUAAAAGAUGAUAUAAAAUCAUAUCCAAUAUAUGGGGCAACUAUAGCAGAAGUUGAGAUUGAUGUAUUGACCGGACAACAUAUUAUACACAGAGUAGAUUUAAUUGAAGAUGUUGGAAGAAGUAUGAAUCCAGAACUGGAUUUGGGACAAGUGGAAGGUGCUUUCACAAUGGGUCUCGGAUAUUGGAUGUACGAACAGCUAAUUUAUGAUCCGAAAACUGGUCAACUAACGAAUUAUAGAACUUGGAAUUAUAAACCACCAGGUGCAAAGGAUAUUCCUGUUGAUUUUCGAGUUUAUUUCCGUAGAAAUACUACUAAUCCAUUAAGUAUUCUUCGUUCAAAAGCUACUGGUGAACCACCAUUAUGUAUGAGUUACGCGAUACCUAUUGCAAUUCAUAAUGCACUUAAUUCAGCAAGAAAAAAUUCUGGAAGUAAUGAUGCAUGGUACAAUCGAGAAUAUCCGCUUACAAUAGAAAAGAUUUUAUUAGAUAGUUUAACUACUAAAGAACAAUUAGUACUUUAAAAAUUUAUAUUUUCAAUAAAACAUUUAACAAUUUUUUUUUAAUAUCUAUCAUUUAUAAUAUCCAAUAUAUUUCAGUUUAUAAUUAUUCAUAAACAUAUAAUAAAUAUAUAAUAAAUAUAUAAUAAACAAUUUUUUGAUUAA
This is a messenger RNA of Apis cerana (Asiatic honeybee), 9172 nucleotides long. Its product is annotated as phosphatidylinositol-binding clathrin assembly protein LAP. The record is from RefSeq and is a predicted model, not a curated record. Gene Ontology annotation, cellular component: clathrin-coated pit; synaptic vesicle; extrinsic component of presynaptic endocytic zone membrane. Gene Ontology annotation, molecular function: clathrin heavy chain binding; 2 iron, 2 sulfur cluster binding; iron ion binding. Lineage: Eukaryota; Metazoa; Arthropoda; Insecta; Hymenoptera; Apidae. Gene Ontology annotation, biological process: clathrin-dependent endocytosis; clathrin coat assembly; synaptic vesicle budding from presynaptic endocytic zone membrane.